AUCUAAUCAAACAACUAUAAAUGAAGAUCGUAGCAUUGUUGCUUAUCGCAUUCGUCAUACUCUUGGUAUCAUUUCCUCCUCAGACAAAAGCUAACUAUGCCAGCAGCAGUAGUUCCAAGAGGGAUGGAGAACAAUGUGUUACAACCCCGCAAAAAUCAAUGGCGCUUGGUCUUUGCUUCGACGGUAUUGCUCGUGGAAUGAAGCUGCCGACUUCAUGUUGUGAGAGAAUGAAUGAGCAAAGAUCAUGUUUGUGUGAUGCAAUUAAAGAUCGCGGUGUCACGCUUGCUAGCAAUGUCCUUAGCUCUCAUCUCAAGUCUUGUGGUAUUCCUGACCCCAAAUGUUGAAAAUGAUAACAUUGUGGUGCGAACACGGAACCAUACCGAAGAUGAUAUGUUGAGUAGUCUUUGACUCUUUCUUAUCUUCAGUUUUUAUACAAUAUUAAGUAAUGGCCAAUAACGGAGAAGUGGUCUUCUAGUGUUUUACAGUUACUAGGAACAUUUUCUCCACCUUUAUCAUUUCCCUUGUUUAUAAGGGAUCAAUGAUUCGAUAUUUGUAUUAAUUUAAAAAAUAACGUCAAAUCAAAGAAUAAAGGUAGACUUUAUCU
Molecule: messenger RNA, 604 nt
Organism: Arabidopsis arenosa
Lineage: Eukaryota; Viridiplantae; Streptophyta; Magnoliopsida; Brassicales; Brassicaceae
Source: the annotation of a GenBank genome assembly